Messenger RNA from Solenopsis invicta (red fire ant), 1666 nucleotides. Its product is annotated as delta-like protein A. The coding region runs from base 42 to 1307 and encodes 421 amino acids. NCBI's taxonomy places the organism in Eukaryota, Metazoa, Arthropoda, Insecta, Hymenoptera, Formicidae. The record is from RefSeq and is a predicted model, not a curated record. Gene Ontology annotation, biological process: cell communication. The transcript has 7 exons. Gene Ontology annotation, cellular component: membrane.
CGUCUUCGUCUUCCCAGUCUUGACUCGGAAGUCAAGCCAAGAUGAUGAUACCACUGUUCUUCGCCACCUUCCUGGUCAACUUUCCUCAUCAACUCGCGCAAUCAGACGCGAACAAUGGAUUAAUCAGGAUUGCUACGGUAUUAGGGGCAUCCGUGCUGCCCGUCGGAUUCGCCGCCGGGCCCAGAUAUGUUCCAAAAUGGAAGAAGCAGGCGUGUGAAAUACCAGCAUCCCAACACCCGAAUUCGCAUUACAUUUGCGACGAGGCUGGUGAAGUGAAAUGUUUGCCAGGAUGGACCGGAGAUCUUUGUGACGUACCGAUCUGCCGCAAAGGUUGUGAUCCUCUUCAAGGCUACUGUCGGCGACCAGGAGAAUGUCGUUGCAAAUUAGGUUUCUACGGCGAUCUGUGCGAUAAAUGCGUGGCUUUACCGGGAUGUCAGCAUGGAAGGUGUAACGUGAGCUUCGAGUGCUCCUGCGAUCCAGGUUGGAAAGGCAUGUUCUGCACCGAGCCCAUUUGCGCGCCCGAUUGCCUCUCCAGUCAGGGUUACUGCGAGAAACCCGGCGAAUGCAGAUGUCGUUUAGGUUGGCAAGGCCCUAAGUGCAAACAAUGCGCGGUUCUGCCGGGUUGCGCCCACGGGACCUGUCAAGGGCCCCUCGAGUGUCGAUGUGAUCCGGGUUGGACCGGACUACUUUGUCAAACACCGAUCUGCGCGCAAGGAUGCAGCCGGGAACACGGCGGUUGCAGACGGCCAGGCACAUGUAGAUGCCGCGUCGGUUGGACGGGACCCAAUUGCACUGAAUGCGUACCAUAUCCAGGAUGUGUGCAUGGAUCGUGUAAACGACCAUGGGAAUGUCGAUGCGAACCUGGCUGGGCCGGUGAUCUGUGUAACGAAAAGCUCACUUACUGCGAUGAGCAUCCUAAUACUUGUCGAAAUAACGCUACUUGCAUCAGCAUGACUCAUGAGGAUGGCGAUUACAGAUGCAUCUGUCCCUUGGGCUACAUGGGUCGACAAUGCCAGAUAAAAACUAUGAUACCAUCCAUGGAAUUGAUACCACCGAUGUCCGUCACUACUAUGGAAUUAUCGCAAGACGUUCAAGGUCUUGCGGACAAACCGAGUAUCGAGGAAACCUCGAACGAGGAUAAGCGCGGAGAAAAACCUCCUAAUGAAGAACAGACCGCGGAACCUCUCGGACCCAUCGUGAUCACGGAUCCACCGACCAGUACCACUGUAUCGAAUCCAGCCGCCACUGCGGGAAAAUGGCCAACGGAAGCGGCAACGACUGAAAGAGACGACGAAAACGAGACAUAAAAUUGAAUAAUCGCAUGAACGUUAAUUUAUUUAUUUAUUUUCUUACUUAUUUAUUUCUUUAUUUAUUUAAAGCCGUGCUCAAGCAAGAUUACUCCGAAAAAGUAAUCCGAUUCCUGUUCUCAUAACAUAAAUAUAUUUAAAAAAUGUAUAUUGUGUUAAAAGAAAUUGUUAUUUUAUCAUAUUAACUUGUUAAAUUUAAUAUACUUGAUCAAUUCAACGGUUAAUUUAUAAUUAUGAAAUACGUAUGCACAUCUAUAUGAUUAUUUGUGAUUGAAGAUAUCUAUUGGAAUAGAAACGAGAAUUUUAGCUCUUUCAGCUUUUUUUUACUGUCUUUUCUUUUAUUACUUUUUACUCUUAUU